AUGAAGAACGUGGACUACAAGAUCCUGUUUGUGUCUCUCUGUGUUUUCCACCUUUCUGUUCACUGUGAAGGACGACCUCUGAGGAAGCGGACGGUGAGCGAAGUCCAGCUGAUGCACAACCUCGGGGAGCACAAGCAGGUCCAGGAGCGCCGUGAUUGGCUGCAGAUGAGGCUCCGCGGGAUCCACACGGCGACGGCGGCGGCGGCGGGUCGGGACGGCAGCGGGGAGGCGGCGGGUCGGAGGAGGAGGCGGCUGCGUCCUGAGGAUCUGCCCGAGCUGAGCGACCUGACGUCGGAGGAGAUCCAACACGCCCUGAACUUCCUGGAGAAGCUCCUCAAGUCGAAGCCGUCCUGAUUUAAUUCCCACCAACGAUUCCAACGUUUAGUUUUAUUUUUUACUGAAUUUUAUCCUACUUUCUAUUUUUCUAUUUCCAGAUUUCCGUACGUGUCCGUCUUUUAUCAGCGGAUGUUUUUACUUUAUUUAAUUUUAUUUAUGACGUUGCUAUUUAUGAAACGAUGAGGCCAAGCUUCCCUGUUGUGCACUUUAAUGGAACAGGUGGUGUUUCAUUAAGCCACUGACCUCUGACCUGAGUGACAAAAGAGAGAUGGACCAACUCUAUUUUUUAAAUUAUUAUUAUUUGACAAUGUCCUAAUCAAAGGGCGAUCCUUUUUAGCUAGUUUAAUGCAUUUUCCUAAUUUAUUUUUUGCAUUGUAGAUUUACUCUGUAGUUAUUUUACUUGGACU
This is a messenger RNA of Stegastes partitus (bicolor damselfish), 743 nucleotides long. It is a transcript of the gene pth1a, whose product is annotated as parathyroid hormone 1a. Bases 1 to 354 code for a protein of 117 amino acids. The record is from RefSeq and is a predicted model, not a curated record. Lineage: Eukaryota; Metazoa; Chordata; Actinopteri; Pomacentridae. Gene Ontology annotation, cellular component: extracellular region. The transcript has 2 exons. Gene Ontology annotation, molecular function: hormone activity. Gene Ontology annotation, biological process: intracellular calcium ion homeostasis.